This is a messenger RNA of Miscanthus lutarioriparius, 789 nucleotides long. The record is from the annotation of a GenBank genome assembly. NCBI's taxonomy places the organism in Eukaryota, Viridiplantae, Streptophyta, Magnoliopsida, Poales, Poaceae.
AUGGCGAUAUCUCCGCCCGCCGGAGCCAGGCCGAGCGCCGGGCACGAAGCCGCCUCCUUAUCCAGCGCUCGGCGUCGGCGUGGUCGCCGCGCUUCCGGCCGUGGACGCCGUCGCGCCGCCGCCGCCGCCCGCGCGCCGCCGCGGGCGGGAGCGCAGCCGCCCUACUCCAAGCGCCGCCGCCGCCCCAGCGUCCGCCUUCCGGGGACAUCGACGCCCCGCCCCGCGCCGCAACCACAAGCCGUCCUCGUCGUCGCACCACAAGCCGCGACGCACCCGCGCGCCGCGCGCGCGCACCCGGACGACCUCGACCCGCACACGCACAGCCGCCGGGGGCCCAAGCCGCCGGCGCAGCGCCGCCCGCGGACCGCGUGGAUUCCCGCCGCGCCCGCCUCGGCGGGGGCCGCCGAGGGCUACGAGGACGACGAGGAGCGCUACUACGACGACGAGGACCAGUCCGACUCCGCCGCGGCCGCCACCGCCGCCGCCGCUGCGAAGGCUAGGGUUUCGGGCAGCCGCGACGCCAGCGGAGACGAGUCGGACGGGGUGGCGGACUGGGGCCUCCCCAACGGCCGCCUCCCCUCCGUGAUGGGGUAUGGCGGCGUCAAGUCCUGGCUCGAUGGCUUGGGGCUUUCUCGGUACGCGCCGGUGUUUGAGAUCCAUGAGGUGGACGACGAGGUGCUCCCGCUGCUAACGCUGGAGGACCUCAAGGACAUGGGCAUUGGGGCUGUUGGCUCCAGGAGGAAGAUGUAUGCCGCCAUCCUCAAGCUCCGGAGCGACAAUGCGUCCUGA